AUGCACUUUUCAGGAUUCAAAAGUGUUGUCCUCUCCUGCGUCGAGGAGUACUUUGACACCACAGCGGUCGCUAUUGUGCAAUAUCUCAUGGAGGUGGCUUUCGGCACGCUCAAUGACCUUGUUACCGCCGUUAGAUUGCCGCCUGACAUCAUCAAGACAUCCAUGAUGGCCCUCUUGAGGCACAAUAUCGCUUUUUUUGUGGAACUUCCGGUUAUUCGCAAUGGACAUGAGUUGAGCAGAAAGCACAUGGUCUAUGGUGUUUUUUCUGAGCAAGCAAUGGUGCGAAUGUUCUGCCCCAUUGUUCUGCCCCGGGUUUCUGACCUUGAUGGUCUGGGGGAUCAGCUACUAGCCGCCCUCACUCUGGGUGGCUCCAUGACAGCACCAGAGAUCUUGGAGGUUCUUCGCACCAUGGGCGUAGACGUAGGGCUUCCACGUCUGUUGGAAACCUUAUCCACUCUCUUAUCUCGCGGAGUCGUUCAACGCAGUUCAGAACUCAGAGAACGCUGUCAGAAUCUUCUUACCUCGGUUUACUAUGCACAUCACCAUCAGAGUCACAACGUCAAAGGUCCCGAGUCCACAGAGCCCCCACGGAAGCAUUCCCAUGGCUUGCACAGUCUGGAGUCUGAUAAUGUAUCUGAUAGUGGAGAGUCAUACUGCGUGAGCGUUGAGCAGCUUAUCGCGCUCUUUCAGGAAGAGGAGCUGGCAGACUACGUCUGUACUGUCUAUGACAGAGAUAUGGGCACUGUUUUUCGUGCAGCCCUUUUCAUCUCCAACUCCUUUCAGGCUCUAGGAUUUUGUCCAUUUUCUCCAGCAGAUGUGCGACCCAGUACGCGCUCUUUUAACUUGGAGCAACUGCACGACGCAUUGAUGAAUGCACAAUACAGUCUAAAUGCUACAGGAAGCAACUUCACGCUUUCCUUUUGUGCGUCAGUGCUCAAGCUGUACGUUUCAGAACCUAAAGCCAUGAUGCACAUGACCAGUGAUGGGCAAUACAUUGUAGACAUAGAUGCAGCAAUAGAGCGCAUGCAGAUGGCAGUGCUUCUACGCAUCGUUGCGGAGCGCCAUGGCCCCAUGGCCCGUCGCAUGUUCAACAUCAUACGAGCAAGAGGGAUGAUGGAGGCGUCAGUUGUGGCUGCCGAGGGGAUGAUUCCACGGUCUCAGGCCGUCUCGCUCCUCACAACACUAUGCACAGAGGGGUACCUGCAGAUAACCAUGCUGUCCACCAGUGCAGAACCAAAGGUUGAAACGAGCUACUUCCUGUAUAGCACUAACCCCAAUUUCUCCUCCGUGGCUGCCAACGCAGCCUUUACUUGUCUCUAUAACAUGAGGAGCAAAUUGAAACAAAUUGAAGAACUCCAAUUUACCCUAUUAGCCAGCAAUCAGGUGCAGCGGAUAAACGAUCAGAUUGAUCUCAUAGAGCCUAUAUACAUUAAGUUGGUAGAAACAGCUAUGCUCCUCUUUUAG
This is a messenger RNA of Giardia duodenalis, 1464 nucleotides long. RefSeq lists its product as uncharacterized. Gene Ontology annotation, biological process: DNA-templated transcription. The transcript has a single exon. Bases 1 to 1464 code for a protein of 487 amino acids. Gene Ontology annotation, cellular component: RNA polymerase III complex. Gene Ontology annotation, molecular function: single-stranded DNA binding. The record is from RefSeq and is a predicted model, not a curated record. Lineage: Eukaryota; Fornicata; Diplomonadida; Hexamitidae.